Molecule: messenger RNA, 1037 nt
Organism: Molossus molossus (Pallas's mastiff bat)
Lineage: Eukaryota; Metazoa; Chordata; Mammalia; Chiroptera; Molossidae
Product: T-cell immunoglobulin and mucin domain-containing protein 4-like
Exons: 8
Coding region: 9-1037 (342 amino acids)
Source: RefSeq, a predicted model, not a curated record
CAGUCAAAAUGUCCAAAGGGCCUCUCAUUCUCUGGCUGCUGACUGAGCUGUGCAGGCUUUACCUGACUCCAGCUGCAGCAGAGACUAUCGUGACAGCAUUUUUGGGUCAGCCAGUGACUUUGCCCUGCAUGUACCCAUCGUGGACUCUCAGCAACAGCAUGUGCUGGGGCAAAGGCCCGUGUCCCAACUCCAAAUGCAACGAGGAGCUUCUCCACACCGAUGGGUCAAGGGUGCUCUCGAGGAAGUCGCCCAAAUACCAACUUCAGGGGACUAUCUGGAGAGGCGAGGUCUCCUUGACCAUCUUCAACACCAACGUAGGUGACAGCACGGUGUACUGCUGUCGCAUCGAGGUGCCUGGCUGGUUUAACGAUGUCAAGAAGAACAUUCGCCUGAAGCUAGAGAAAGCCCCAACAACCACCCGUCGUACAACCACCCGCCGCACAACCACCACCACCACUGCUAUGACAACCACAGCUGUGCUUCCAACAACAGCCAUGACUUCACCUUUGACAACAACCACAGCUGUACUUCCAACAACAGCCAUGACCACACCUGAUGUCACAACCAGAACACCACCACAGAUGAGGACCACCACUGCCCUCACAACGACAGCCACAUGUCCUCUGCCAACACCAAGCUUCCUUCCUGAGGCAACCACAAUUCUUCCGACCACCGAGCCUUCCAUAGAAGGGUCCACCCUCACAGCAGAAUCAGAAACGUUCCUUCUCUCUGAGGUGACUUCUAGAGACACUGUGUUACUCACAUCCAAAGCCUCUAAGACAGCAGUUCUUGGGCAACAUGAAGUUGAACCAGAACAGGUGAGCCAGGUGGACAGCUCCUUCCUGGCGAAGGUCAUCGCGUCCUCCCUGGGACUGGUGCUGUGUGCGUCGAUUGCAGCGUUUCUCCUCCGAGGGAAAGUCAUGAAAACCAAUUGCUUCCAGAAACACACAAGACUGGACAACGCUGGAGACAGAAAAGGGGUCCUUGACGACAUUCAGCAUGGAAGAGAAGACGAAGACGGUCUCUUCACACUAUAA